Molecule: messenger RNA, 1008 nt
Organism: Leptosia nina
Lineage: Eukaryota; Metazoa; Arthropoda; Insecta; Lepidoptera; Pieridae
Source: the annotation of a GenBank genome assembly
AUGUUCGCGAUUUUCAAAUGUUUCGUGUUUACGUUCGUUUUCGUCUUGCAAGUGAAAGAAAGCAGCAUGGUGGUCGUAUUAAAUGGCGUCCUCGCAGACGAAUGCCCAACGUCGGUGCGGGCGCUGCUAGCUGCACAUCCUGGGUACAGAGAUGCGGCAGCGCAGCUACUCGCUGCCGCGCCCAGGGUGGUGGCACCUCAGGGUCUGCUCUAUGUCGCGCAGAGGGAAUUGGCCGCUGUUGUUCCACAUGAUAAAAACGUCACAAUCAUAGGCUCCGAUGACGCAACUUCGUGUAUAAUAGUCGUCGUACGGCAUUCAGGUUCUGGUGCGGUAGCGCUUGCACAUCUAGAUGGAUCUGGAACGGCGGAAUCAGCAGCUGCAAUGGUAGCGAAGGUGCAGCAGCUGGCCGUAGGAUAUCCCGAAGGGCGGCUAGAGUUGCAGCUUAUCGGUGGCUUCACAGACCCACAUCGGUACUCAGAUGAACUCUUCGCAAAUAUUAUGUUAUCAUUCCAUCGCUUAACCGAAGAAAUUGACUUGACGUUGGCGUGCUGUUGCGAGCUGAACACAGCACUGACAGGGGGAUCCCCGUCUCCACUAGUGACUGGUGUGGGAGUGGAUAUCAGAGCUGGUGACUUAUUUCCAGCCACGUUCCCAGACAAGGGACCUGAAUUGCCCCUGCGCUGCGCUAGAACCAUAACCGGAGGACCUAAUUCUGCACAAGUCCUGGACAUAUACGAUAACGCAGUGGGAAUGCUUCGCAUUGGCCCGUUCAACUACGACCCCCUGAGAGGCGUCGACCUCUGGCUGGAGCAGUCUGACGAUUUUAUUCUGCAGCACCUGAGUACCACGCCCAACGUGGAACCACCACACUUUGUUCAUAAUAUCCGUGUGACACUUAAAUUCAUUCAGCAGCAUCCGUUCCCAGCAGUGACCGUCUUCCCAGACAGCAGACCGCAUUAUUACAGACGGGACGAACAGACUGGAUGCUGGUUACCCGUUCGAUUUUAA